ACAGCGGGCACCGCGUCAUCUGGCAAGGCAGUGGGCUCCGAGUCAACAGGCACGACAGUGGGCUCUGAGUCAAUUGGCACGACAGCGGGCACCGGGUCAUCAGGUACCGGAUUGUCUGGCUCGACAGCGGGCAUCGGGUCACCAGGUAUGACAGCAGGCACUGGGUCACCAGGCAUCAGGUCAUUUGGCUUGCCAGCGGGCACUGCGUCAUCUGGCAAGGCAGUGGGCACCGGGUCACCAGGCAUUGGAUCGUCUGGCUCGACAGCGGGGCAUCGGGUCACCAGGUAUGACAGCGGGCACUGGGUCACCAGGCAUCAGGUCAUUUGGCUCGCCAGCGAGCACCGCGUCAUCUGGCAAGGCAGUGGGCACCGAGUCACCAGGUACGACAGCGGGCUCUGAGUCAAUUGGCACGCAGCGGGCACCGGGUCAUCAGGUAUGACAGCGGGCACCGGGGGGGUCAUCAGGUACCGGAUUGUCUGGCUCGACAGCGGGCAUCCGGUCACCAGGCCUAAUAGGAUCGUCAGGCUGGAUCAGUUCAUCAUGCUGGGUAGAGGCAUCAGGCUGAAUGCAGGCAU
This is a messenger RNA of Staurois parvus, 575 nucleotides long. The record is from the annotation of a GenBank genome assembly. Lineage: Eukaryota; Metazoa; Chordata; Amphibia; Anura; Ranidae.